AAAGUGGAGAAAAAUGCCACAUCUUGAUAAUGAAGAAGAAUAAGAAGCGCUUCCCGCUGGUCCCCUAUUAAACAAGGGCUUGGCACAGCGGUAACCUAUAUUUUGAUCUGGCAGGUUUUUAGACCGGAUGCCCUUCCUGACGCAAUCCCAAAGGGAUGUGUGUCUCCUCCUGGAAUCGAGGCAUGGAUUUUUCAGCCGAAAGAAACUAAAGUUUCUUGGCUCUAAAGUUGAAGCGUCGAGUUUUGAUGUUUGUACAUUCAUGUUAUGCAUUCAGAGUCACACUAGUAUAUAAAAAGGAAUCUAACAGCGGAUGGGUGAAAUGUCCGUUCAGUCCAGCAGAGGAGGAGCAGGCUUUGAAUUACAGGCCACCCCUAUCCAUCUCCCAGCCCCCUACACAGAUGCUACAUUCAACGGAGGAAACGGAAAAGACGAAACACACAAGAAGGUUUAUCAUUUCAAAACUCCGGGGCUGUGGAAAGAACAGAGAGUUCCCUUUUAACCCCACACUCACCCGCUUUUGGCUUCCCUGUUGUCCCACCAGAAGCCCGGCCCUCCAGGCCUUUUAUUUUCACACUUUGCCCAUCUUUUCCCCAGCUGUUUGCAGCUGGCAAAAAAGCACCCGCCCUGUUCGGGAAAAAGUGGACCGAGAGUGACCGGAGGAGGAGAGAGAGCGAUGCCACCCCAACCUCCCCAGCCGCAGGUGAGGGGGAACAUCCUGAAGUUCCUCAGGAGUUUUAUGGGAAUUACGCGGAUCCUGCAGAUCGUGUUCGGAGCCUGCCUGUGGGUCACCAUCGCCGCCAACAAAUACGGGGGGUCUAUCCACUUCGUGCUGUUCGUCGCUGUCUUCUUUUGGCUCCUCACCCUGGCCCUUUUCUUCCUCACCCUGCUGGACAAGCAGGACCUCGUGCCUUUGCUGGGAGGGGAUCGCUGGUCGUGCACCAACCUGGCGCACGACGUGUUCGCCUCGGUGCUCUACCUGCCGGCCAUAGGCGUCAUGAUCUACAAUACCGAUCGAAACUCCUUCUGCAACUUGCCUCAGUACAAGCAUCCAUGUCUGUACAAAGUCUACCUGACAGCCGCUGUGUUCGCCUGCUUCAGCUGCCUGGCUUACCUCCUGUCCGUUAUUUUUGGAGCGUGCAGAAAGUGUCAAAGAGGGUAAACUGUUGAGCAGCGUGGGUGCUCAAGGGUGGUCAUGGCAAGAUGAGGAAUAGUUAACGUCACUGUAAUUUCACUCAACGGUUACUCUAAUCUCUGUUUUCUCCUCUCUCUUAACAAUCCACGGUGGUGGCGAAACAGGAUCGGCCACUGUUUAUUGGUGUGUGUUUAAUGGUUACUUACAUGAAAGAGACCUGUUGGUAUGGUGGCUAAGUGCCGUGUGUUGUCUCCUUGUUAAGCUCAACAAUAGCCUAUAUAGUUAUGAAGACUCUUAUAAUAUUAAUGUAUGGACUUGUUAUUGUGGCCUAGCAGUAUAUUUAGUGGUAACAGUGAAAUGGCCUUAACAUAGCCUACAUUUUCCAGAUUAGUAUUGGUACUGGUUAACAGUCCACCUUAAACUUUUUUUUAUAGAAUUGCUACAGUUGUUUUAACAGGGGUUUAUUUUCAUUACCUUUUUAAAUAUAUUUUUAUGUUUACUUAUUUUUUACUAAAAAGUUGGACUGAAAAAUCAGUUUGUUUGUUUGUUUGUUUUUUAAAUCAGUGCCUUCUGUCCGAAUGCUGUAUACUCAACAACAAGGUGAUAACAACAACUCCACAACACAGAUGUGAUUGGUGCUACAGUGUGUAUGCUGAACAAAAACCUUUAUUAACAGUUCAUUGUGGCUUUUAUAAUAAACACUAGUCAGUCAGUGAGCUAUUUCUUUCAUUGUGAUCGUGUAUCAGUGCUUUCAGAUAAGCUGCUUCAGGACAUUGUUUUAAUUAAAUUUGGAGACAAAACCAGGCAAAGAGCACACAGCGCACCGAGCCUUUUGUGGUCUUUUUUUUCUUUUUUUAAAUGAAACACAUAAUUAGAGCUUAACAGCAACGGAACUUCCUUUUGGGAGAUAAAAGCGUCGGCCAAUCAGCAGGGAUCAUUUACAUGCUACACCACAAAACCACAUGAAAGACAUCAAACCUUAGACCUAUGUGCUUCUUGAAGAAAAAUGACUCAUUCGCAGGGGCAAACAAAAUGCAUGCGCUGUAGGAUGGAGUUGUCUGGGAGUUAUCCUACUUUGCCAAAGAUGUCUGAGUGCGUGUGUUUAGUCUCGCGUGAACAAUAAUCUGGGAAGAGGCUUGGUUCUUACCGGAACAGUCUGUUGGGGUUCUGGAGGUGGGCUAACAUUCAGCCAAUGAAAAUAAAGCCCAAUGAGUUAGAAGAUGAUUUGAUGUCUCAUAUAUUCCAGUCAGCAUACAGUUCCUAAAAACAUGCUGCAGACAAGUUGCUUGAACAGCACCUAAAACUACAUUCUGGCAACUUUUUGGCCACCUUUAUUAUAAAGAGGCUGAUUUGUACUGAUAAGCUGCAUACUCAUUGCUGAUAUGUAGUUUAAAAAACACAAACACACACUUUUCCUUUUUUGGAGUUUCCUUUUUUUUUUUUUUUUGCCUUGCAUACUGGCAACAAACCAUGAUGAGUUUUUCUUGGAGAGGAGCGCAAGGAUGAAAUGUUGUAUUAUUACCACUCCAAAUUUUAGCAUCAAGCACCAGAAUAAAAGCAACAGCCAUGCAGUUAAUAGAUUAUAGAUCAGCAGUACAAUUGAAUUAUUAUCUGAAAAAGAGCUGGAAAAAAUUGCUUUUGAUUUUGGGAAACAUCUGUGGCCAGAAUUUUAGGAGUGAAAGGGUUAACAUUAACCAGCUGGAGGGUCAGGAUAUAAAUCUAGUGCUUCUAAAGGAGGGAAGAAGCCCCCCUUCCACACACACACACAUGCACCCCUCCCUUCCCCCUCUGAGAUCAGGAGUGUCGUCCUGUCCACGUGUCGGCGCCUGUGGGAAAGCACUGUUGUAUACAACCAAAUGGAGACGGCACACAACAGCCCACUUUAAACAAAGCAGUAUCAAACCGAAGCCAUGGUUUCAGUUUGAUACUGAAAGUACUCACGGAGAGUCAGUUUAAAUUUUGGAUGACUCACGGUGACGGUGGAUGCUCACAGUUAAGGCCAGAAAAGGAGUCUCCACAUUUAAACCUUUAAGCCUGACCACAUUUACAGGCUCCUCGUUAUUCACUCACCGCAGUUUAAAGAUCUUGUUUUUUGUGAAUGAGUUCAUUGUGAGUUUGCUUCAUAAACAUUACAUCGAUUGUCCAAACAAUGAGCCCAUUUAAUCACAGGUAGCGAGACUGGAAAUUACGGGUGUGGGUGCAACAUGGGCGAGGUUGUUGUUUUGGGGGUUUUUUGUUGUUGUUUUUUUAAAGCUACAUGGGGAGAAAAGAAAACCCAGACACAUAGUACAUAUAGAGUCAGACCAUACCCUGGAGUGCCAACUGUGUGAUAUUUAUUCUGGCAAGUCGACCAAAGAGACGUUUCCUGUAUGCCUGCGUGCGCUCUCCCACCCUUUUGCAAGCAACCAAGUUAUAAAGAGUUCCUCUGCCUCUCCUUGGAAGCACAGCACCCUGUUACAAACUGCUGCCUUGGACUGAUGUCACAGAAAAACUUUAUUAAUCUAACAAUGAGGCCAAAAAUGGAUAACAAUGACAUGACUAUGUCUUAUGGUUGUAAUUAAAUCACUGGUAAGA
Messenger RNA from Oreochromis aureus, 3706 nucleotides. RefSeq names its product MARVEL domain containing 1 (gene marveld1). Gene Ontology annotation, cellular component: membrane. Gene Ontology annotation, molecular function: structural constituent of myelin sheath. Lineage: Eukaryota; Metazoa; Chordata; Actinopteri; Cichliformes; Cichlidae. Gene Ontology annotation, biological process: myelination. The transcript has a single exon. The record is from RefSeq and is a predicted model, not a curated record. The coding region runs from base 674 to 1159 and encodes 161 amino acids.